This is a messenger RNA of Moneuplotes crassus, 1510 nucleotides long. The record is from the annotation of a GenBank genome assembly. Lineage: Eukaryota; Ciliophora; Spirotrichea; Euplotida; Euplotidae.
UGGUAAGCAUUAAGCCAUGCUGAGGUCUUAACUGAACCUCGCCAGUCAAGAGGUCAUCUUCCAUGGCUUAGGAGCUAGCGCAGAUCUGGUCUAGGUCUCUUGUUGCAUCUUUGCAGUAGAGUUUAGGCUGAGCGGGCUAUGUAGUUUACUGACAUAGCUUUCACAAAGCCUAUCUUCAAUGGACUCCUGAAGAACCUCACUGGAAGACCCUGUCCCUUAGUGAGGCUUUCGAUAGAGCCAAGAGAAAUCAGAGAUUUUUAUAUGCUUUAUCGCGAGUAACAUACCUAUAUAGCUUCAGAUACAAAGCCAGUGAAUAGGCUGCACAGAGAAAAUCAUGUCGCUCGAAUCAGAAAUGGUAACUCUCAAGGAAUUAGUCUUGAACUUGUUCAAGAACCUUAAUAACAAGAUCAAAUCACAGCAGGAUAUAAUAGAGGAGCAUUUUUUGAGGUUUCCUUAUGCACAAAGCAAUGGGACCCAAAAACAGCAAGCCCAAGAUCCUUCUCACGAGGUUUCUCCACUCGAGAGCAGCGAAUUCGUCGAGAUGGAGGCCACCAAGGAAGAGCUGGCUGAAGUCCCUGAAGAGCCCAGUAAUGUUGCUUCAGACGCUUUUCAAGAAAACUCCCACCCAAAUUGUGAGAAGAACCAGAGCUCAUUGGUGGCUCAUCUACCUCAAGAAGAAAAUUCCAAGGGUGACAAACAAGCCCCUAGCUCUGGCCAAGAUGAAGAUACUGAGGAGGAGAAAGCGGAGUUCUACUUCAGCUGCCAUGAAAGAAUGCAAAAUGACCAGGCUAGUAAAGAUAGCAAAGACUCUCCACAAGAAAAACUCCUUCCUAGCUCGCUUUACUCCGAUAAUGGAGGAGCAAUAAGGGAAGCUCAAAGCAUGCCGAAUCUCAGCAAAACAACUCUUAAUGCAGAAAUAGACUAUGACCUGGCUAGUAAUAAGCUCAACGAGAUCUCCAAAACUGAAUCUGAUGAUCUCUCUCCAGGUAGCGAAAAAGGAAUCUCCUCAGGGACUGGAUUACAUGGCUUUAGAUGGGCAGAAACCAAUGUAAAGCCCCAGCCAAAGUUCAUGAAAGUGCUGAACUCUGCUAAAAAGCCUGACCUAAAUAGGAGUGAUGAAUUUGAGGCACAAGACAUUAUAAAUAGCAUUAAUUAUCUAGAAUCUCACAGAGCAACAGACUUGCAACCUUUUGAUUACCAACAGAAACCAUCAGAGUUAAAAAGCAACCCAGUAUCCCCACGAAACACUCUGGCUCCACAGUCGCCAUCCUCUACUCCAUUCGAGUAUACAUUCGGGAAGAGGAACAAAAAGCAGAGUCUGAGGAACCCAAUCAUGAGUAAGACUCAGCCAUCCCCAGCUCCAAUCAUGAUCGGAGAGGGUGCAUGUGACAGUGAGCCCACAAUGGCGUUCAACUCCAACAAUGACUGUAAAGCACAAAGCAGGAGCAUGAAUUACCCGAAGAUUUCUGACUCUUGGAAAGAGGUAAAGGCAUUCAACAAAAAUGAUUAA